Molecule: messenger RNA, 1188 nt
Organism: Caenorhabditis auriculariae
Lineage: Eukaryota; Metazoa; Nematoda; Chromadorea; Rhabditida; Rhabditidae
Source: the annotation of a GenBank genome assembly
AUGACUCGACCACGAUUUGGCGACCGUCAAGACGCGUUGACAGGCGAUGACAUCACCGCUUCGCGCGCUCAUCACCGUCGAGAGCACGACAAAUAUGGAGAGGCCAGUGGGCUCUGUGCCAAGAGCCCAAAAAUUAUCAGACGUCUUCUCGUGUCACUUAAAAACUGCAGAGUGGCCUCUAUAGGGGCAACCUUAGGAGCCAUUAAGGACCACUUUACCAACUCUUAUAGGGGCCACUAAAGCUUGAAAAAGUGGUCCCUUAAGGGGAAAUUCUAGUCGAUAUUUUUUCCGACAGCAUUUCCAUGAGAAAAUCUGUAAAACCAGCGUUUUUUGAAUGAGACCCCUAUAGGGUACACUUGAGCUUUAAUGGCUAACGGGUAAGAUUCUAAACCACUGUAUAGACCACUUUAAUUUUACCCCUACAGGGACCCCUUUUUCGACCUCUAUAGCCUAUAGACUAUAGGGGUUGCUUUCCCCCUAACCCCUAUAUUGAUCACUCUAGAAUUCCUAAUUAUAUUUAUCGACCCGGAAAGAAAAAAAUCUGAAUUUGAGGUAAAUGAAACAUGUGAGACUUGGUGCCCGGCACACACAAAAAAUUUAGUUCCAGAAGAAAAAAAAAAGAGCAAAAAAAGGGCGGCAAAAGCUCGUUUCCGACUAAACAGUUCCGGAGGCUGGACUGGCAGAUUUGUUGGAUCAGCUGCGCGGCUCUUCGGAGCCCCGAGUACCUUGUUCGGCUUGAUUACAAACGUGUAUGACUGACCAGGCGGAUGAGAAAACAUUAGGGAGAGUAGCAGAAUAGAGAAGAAGGACAAAUAUAAACUAAAAUGAUAGAAUAAAAAAGGAAGAAAUGACUGAGACGACCCCCCUAAUGCAACAGUCAACACGUGUCUCUCGCAAUCAACCGUUGAAAUCGGCGCAAAUCGAGGAACGAGGGCACCCGAAACGUAUUAAUUUCUUUGAAAAAAGCUCCUGCGCAAGCACAAAAAAUAGCCUCUGAAUCAUUUUUUACCUUAGUCAAUUGCUUCAAGUAAGAACUGAAAGAGUGAAAAAGACUGUGUUCGAACCUUUUAGCACGCGUUACUCUGCCUUAAAGAAGACGCCGACCGACAAUGGAUAAAAGCAAACGCCGCUGUUUGCCGUGGCGCUUUUUGCCGCAACGGAUAUUUGACCUACAAGCUCAUGCAAUAA